CGUGUGUGUGAUGCCCGAGCACAUCCGAGCGUGGGGGUCCCUGCCCCGCCCCGAUUACCCCGCGUUCCCCGCGGCCCCCCCCCCCCCCCAUUCCUGGUGCCCCCCGGUGCCCCCCUGACCCCUCCGACCCCCCGGUCCCGCAGCGGGGGGCUCAGUAACCUGCUGUACAAGUGCAUGCUGCCCGAGCACAUCCUGAGCGUGGGGGACGAGCCCCGGCAGGUGCUGCUGCGAGUCUACGGGGUCAUCCUGCAGGGCGUGGACUCGCUGGUGCUGGAGAGUGUCAUGUUCGCCAUCCUGGCCGAGCGUGCGCUGGGCCCGCGGCUCUACGGGGUGUUCCCGCAGGGCCGGCUGGAGCAGUACAUCCCGAGCCGGCGGCUGCGCACCGAGGACCUGCGGGACCCCGACGUGUCCGGGGAGAUCGCGGUGAAGAUGUCCCGGUUCCACGGGAUGGUGAUGCCCUUCAACAAGGAGCCCAAGUGGCUUUUUGGGACCAUGGAAAAGUACCUGAAGCAGAUUUCCGAGCUCUCCUUCACGGAGAAGACACAGCUGGAAAAGUUCAACCUGCUCAAGGGUUACAACCUGGAGGAGGAGAUGAGGAGCCUCAGGUGAGCCCCCCAGCACCCCCCACGGGGGUCUCCUCAGAGGGGGUCUUGGGGCCA
Molecule: messenger RNA, 659 nt
Organism: Corapipo altera (White-ruffed manakin)
Lineage: Eukaryota; Metazoa; Chordata; Aves; Passeriformes; Pipridae
Product: choline/ethanolamine kinase-like
Exons: 4
Biological process (GO): CDP-choline pathway; phosphatidylethanolamine biosynthetic process
Cellular component (GO): cytoplasm
Molecular function (GO): ethanolamine kinase activity; choline kinase activity
Source: RefSeq, a predicted model, not a curated record